Messenger RNA from Knipowitschia caucasica, 1230 nucleotides. The record is from the annotation of a GenBank genome assembly. NCBI's taxonomy places the organism in Eukaryota, Metazoa, Chordata, Actinopteri, Gobiiformes, Gobiidae.
AUGGAUUUGGACUCUAUGAAGUAUGCGGAGUUACAGAAGCUUGCCAAGGAACUGGGCCUUAAAGCUAAUAUGAAGGCAGACAGACUUCUGAGAGGGAUCAAACAGCACUACGAGAAGGAACAAGAUCAACAUCGAGACAACAACGUGGUGGAAGAGAAUGUUCCCCCAGAUGCCCCAAAGGCAGUCGAGGAUUGUGAUGUGUCAGUGCCUUCCCCUGCCAGUGCUUUUGUCAACACACGGAGAGGGAAAGGAGCGGCAAACAAGAGAGGGUUGUCUGCUGCCACAGGUCCUGCUCCAGAGAAGUCCAUUGAACCAGCUGAUUCUCAAUCUGCAAAAAAGAGACGAUUGGCUCUGGAAGUUGAGGUUCCAACUACAGUAAAGGAGUCAAAGGCUGAAGGAAAAGUGGCCAAAGCUGGUAAAAUCCCCCGUCUGCAGAAGAUUCCCUUGAAACCCGUAACUCCAAACUUUAAGAAACUCCAUGAAGCAGAGUUCAAUAAAAUGGAGUCCAUUUAUUCGUAUUUCCAAAGGAAAACCAAACAGAUGGAGACAUAUAAAAACUCAGUGACAGAACUAAAGAAACCAGUGCAGUCUCGCACAUCUCUCUUCAGUCCUGCUUCUUCUAGCAAAACUCAGGUGGAAGAAAGGCGCAGGCACACAUUAUUGUCAGCCUCAAAAACUAAAAUUGGAGCCAAAAAAUCAGUUGGAAAAGAGGAUGUCUCCUUCAAGCCGAGUAUCCUGUCCACAAGAAGAAUCAAUGUGCGGUUUUCAGAGGCAACUAAAGACAAUGAAUACAAAAAAUCUCUGAUUAAGACUCCAGCGCGCAUGUCUCCUUGUGUGGCCUCCAGCACUCCUCAGGAAAAGUCUGGAGCCAAGACAAAUGCUGUUAAAACUAAAACUUUGUCUGCCUCUAAAACACCAGGACCAUUUGUUUUUACUGGAAACACAAGCACCAUCACCACUCCUGGGACUCAGAAGAAAAACGCGUUUGAUCUGAAAGCAAGUCUGUCCCGUCCACUCAACUAUAAACCUCACACGGGGAAACUGAAGCCAUUUGCGGAUACAAAAGAAAUCGAUGCAUCCAACAAGUCCGUCAGUGUGAGCUCUCAUCAGAAGAACUACAAGCAGCACAAGGUUCAGACCAGGGAUGACCGAAGGGAAAAACACAAUGAAAACCGAAAACAGAAGAAAAGUAAUCUCCUAGGAGCUCGACGAGGUCUUGUCAUGAUGUGA